UCCGGAACCAGAUUGACCAUCAUAGCUAGCAAAGCAGGCGAUGGAGGUGCCACUUGUUAAUUUUGAAAACAUGGAUGAUGUUGGCAUCAACCUAGGCGACCCAAGCGACUCGGGUUACCCUACCUCACCGACCUCCGAAGCUCCUGAUCAGAACCUGCUGGCCCACCGGCUGGCUUCUCCUCGCCAGUCGCCACGCAGGGGACGGCGACAGCGUCAGUCCGGUCCAGACGGGUUGUCCCCCUCUACUCCUCCGACUCUUACCUCAAAGGCGAACUCCAGCAGUGGCAGCCUGAUCUCCAGUCUGAAGCUUUUGUCCAACAGUGAGUCUCCCACUGACAGCGUCUUCAGUAAGAUGCUCAAGGACUAUUAUGAAAACGAGGAUCUGUUCGAAAAGCACUGCUUGGAAGAAAAAGAUGAGAAGGUUGUCAUCAACAUUUCAGGCCUAAUGUUUGAAACCCAACUCAGCACCCUGAGUAAGUUUCCAGAGACACUGCUGGGUGACCCCAUGAAGAGGAUACAGUACUUUGACCCAAUGAAAAAUGAGUAUUUUUUUGAUAGAAAUCGUCCUUCAUUUGACGGGAUACUCUACUACUACCAGUCAGGAGGGAGAAUCCGAAGACCAGCCAAUGUUCCCUUAGACGUUUUUGCGAAUGAAAUUGUUUUCUAUGAGUUGGGUCACGAGGCGAUGGAGCAGUUUCGUGAAGACGAAGGGUUUAUCAAAGAACCUGAAGUCCUCUUACCCACCAAUGAACUGAAGCGGCAGUUCUGGCUCCUGUUCGAAUACCCAGAGAGCUCCAGUGCAGCCAAAUCUGUAGCUCUGGUCUCUGUCUUUGUCAUUGUCAUCUCUAUCUUUAUUUUCUGUCUGGAGACUCUUCCAGAGUUCAGGGAGGACAAUGACUUUCCUUCAGGUUUCAUUCAAAAGACCAAUGGCAGCCAAGACGGUUCUGGCUCUUACCCUGCCCCUAAAACUGCGUGGACAUAUCUCACAGACCCGUUUUUCAUUGUGGAGACUAUUUGCAUCAUAUGGUUCUGUUUUGAGCUCGGUGUCCGUUUUGUGGUGUGCCCCAGUAAAAGCGAUUUCUUUAAUAAUAUCAUGAAUAUUAUUGACAUUGUGUCUAUAAUUCCUUACUUUGUCACCCUGGGAACUGAGCUGGCCACAACGCCUGAUGAAGAUCUGAACGCGGGUCAAACCAUGUCCUUAGCAAUUCUUAGAAUAAUUCGACUUGUGAGAGUCUUCAGAAUUUUUAAGCUCUCCCGACACUCAAAGGGUCUUCAGAUUUUGGGUCAGACCCUAAAAGCCAGCAUGCGGGAAUUGGGUCUGCUAAUCUUCUUCCUAUUCAUAGGAGUCAUCCUUUUCUCCAGUGCCAUCUACUUUGCAGAAGUGGAUGAGCCUCAGACGCAUUUUGUUAGCAUCCCUGAUGGCUUCUGGUGGGCUGUGGUGACCAUGACCACGGUGGGAUACGGAGACAUGUGCCCCAUCACCAUGGGAGGCAAAAUGGUCGGCACCCUCUGUGCCAUCGCUGGUGUCCUAACCAUCGCCUUGCCAGUCCCUGUCAUCGUCUCCAACUUUAAUUAUUUCUACCACCGGGAGACCGAGCAGGAAGAGAAACAAGUGAUGGAUGCAGCCGCAGAAGCUGCCCAGAAAAUGUCUGCUGCUAACAAGUGUGGAAGCACCCUUUCACUCAACAAGAGUAACGGCACCUGGCAAAACGAGAAAAAUGGCGUGCACUGAGAAAGAUAAGUAAUUUUUGUCAAAGGGGGCAGAAAUAACAGACAUGAAAAGAAAUCAAACAUAUCUGUCAGUGAGGCACACUCUGUUUAUCCACACAUCUUUUUGUACUUGAAACAUUUGUGCAGAUGAUUACAGUAUUAUUAGGCACCAUGCGGUGAGGCAGCCGGUACACAAGCUGUCUGUCUGCAUGUAGACGUGUCAAAGUGCAAUUAACAUAACUCAGCAACUACUGCUCCAGUAACUCUGAGAAUACACAGUGCAGUAAGGAAAAAGAUGGGAUUCCGACAGCAGACCAACAUUUCACCUAAAAAAAAAAAAGUAUGGAUUGAUUAAAUGUUAGUUCAGUAGGUUCGUCCAGCAGAUGAAAACAAAUCCGGCAAGCCGAGCGCACAUAGUUCCUUCACCAUAUUCAGCAAAACCAAGGUAGGCCUUGGCAACAUGUUCAAGGGCAGGCGAGUGUGUGCAGUGUAAAAUAGGACAUUGGUGUACACAUUGUCUUCUCAGCAAAUCUAUAGGUGCAAAUGUACAGCCAGCAGCAACUCUCCAUGUAACCAUAUCUGUGUGAUAAAUAGCUGGCAGAGUAGCAUGUCUACUAUUAAUCUUGUACAUAGCCUGCAAAGUUAAAAAUAAAGCUGCUGAAUCAUCUCUAUACAUGCAAACGUUUCCAUGCAGCGGUUUUAGCGAUUAAAAAUGCAGGUUACUAUUCUUAUCCGUGGGUUUUGUUAUAAUGAUUUGGCACUAAGUUCCAAUGAACAUGUUUUGUUUUUUUUAGGUUGUAACUGCAACCUCUCGACAUGUGUUAUUCUAAUAUGAAUUCACCUUUUAAAAUCGCAUCACUUCAUUGCACUGAAAGCUUUUUUUUCUACUUAAGCACUUUAGGAGCUUUACAUCCUCCAUUGUUGGCAGGGAAAAUGUGUUUGUGUACAGAAAUGUGAGAUCAGAUAUAUAUAUUUGUGAUCAGUCUAAUGGAUUAGGGACAAGACAAAAGAAAUUCACUUUUUUAUUUAAACAGUUUUUUUUUUCAUUUGCCUUUAAUCUGUCAUUCCUAAUUGCAUGGCAUAGCGGCUGAAAUAAGGUUUAAUUCCUAUUAUCACAUGUGAACAUUUGAUUCACAUAGAUUUAUAUUGAGACUCUAUUUCUUAUGGUAUUUUAAACUCAUAAUAAGGAAUUAUACAUUUGACAUGAAACUGUAAGACAUACAGAAAUUAUGAGCUAACGGUUGUGAAACGAUAAUAAACGACAGCUUGUAAUAAGCAUAAGAAAAAAAUAAAACAAUAAUUGGAACUAUUUAUGCAUGAAACAUUUCCAUCGCUGAAAACAUACUGUAUGUGAGUGUCUUGUUAAUAUAAUUAUGGCAUGUGCUGAAAUGUCAGUGAAUGUAAUUGUAACUCAGGCAAUGCCUUUGAAAUAAUCCUAAAAAAAAAAUGCAACAUGGUGACGUGUGGCUCUAAAAGACAACGGUUGUGUUUCUCACCCACUCAAAAAGCUGUACCUGUUAGGAAAAUGUAAUGCAAUAAGGUGACGUGAGUUGGUCACUUCAGUAAUCAGCACUUUAUUAUGUUACAAAGCACUGAAUAUUUGAAGACUGUUACUGUCUGUGUCAACCUUGUACAGUACACAGUGUCAUAACUUGCAAGUUUUUAUUUAUCCAGCAAAGAGUGCCUUUUAUUAAACAUGUACCCAAACAUCAUGUCGCUCCGGUGGAUUUUUUUUUUUUGUUCAUCCUUUCAUCUAGAAUUUCCUUUUGUUUGCUUAUAAAAGUGAUGAGGAACAGUGUUUCGGUUUUUGGCUUCCAGGCUGCGUACUCAUUAACACCUCGUCUUGGCUUGUUGUUAACACCUCACUGGUUUUUCACAUUGCUGAUAUCAUGAUGAAAAUAAUCGUGCGAUGCCUGUCAUAUGACAAGACUGGAUGAAAGCAUGGUAAUGUUGUGAGGUGGAUAGCAUGCUG
This is a messenger RNA of Fundulus heteroclitus (mummichog), 3682 nucleotides long. RefSeq names its product potassium voltage-gated channel subfamily A member 10. The transcript has a single exon. Gene Ontology annotation, biological process: potassium ion transmembrane transport; protein homooligomerization. Gene Ontology annotation, molecular function: delayed rectifier potassium channel activity; protein binding. NCBI's taxonomy places the organism in Eukaryota, Metazoa, Chordata, Actinopteri, Cyprinodontiformes, Fundulidae. The record is from RefSeq and is a predicted model, not a curated record. The coding region runs from base 41 to 1732 and encodes 563 amino acids. Gene Ontology annotation, cellular component: membrane; voltage-gated potassium channel complex.